GACAUUCAUCUUGGUUGAGCUGCUGAGAGAAGAUGGCUACAGUUCCUGCUGGUCCCGAUUUGAGAAUCGUGAUGAUCGGAAAAACUGGUGUGGGCAAGAGCGCCGUUGGAAACACCAUUCUGGAAGAGAAAUGCUUCAAAUCCUGUCCGAGCUCCGAGUCAGUGACCGAGACCUGCAAGAAAGGUGUGAAACAAUGGGGCAACAGGGUGGUCAGUGUGGUAGACACUCCAGGCAUCCUGGACACCAAGAUGCCCCAAGAAUUCAUGAAAAGAGAAAUCGUGAGGUGCGUGGAAGUCUCGUGUCCCGGUCCACACGUGUUCCUGUUGGUCAUCCAGGUGGGUCGAUUCACCAACGAGGAGAAGAACUCCGUGGAAGCCCUGCAAGAGCUGUUCGGUAAAAACGCCAACCAGUACAUGAUCGUGCUGUUCACCCGGGGCGGCGAUCUCGGGGACAUGACCAUUCAAGAGUACGUCCGUGAGGGCAAGCCCGAGCUUCGAAAGGUCAUCCAAAGCUGUGGAAACAGGUUCCACGUCUUUGACAACACCAGCAAAGACAGAGGCCAAGUGGUGGAGCUGAUCAAGAAGAUCGACGACAUGUUUGCUGCCAACGGAGGGGCGCACUACACAGACGCCAUGUACAAAGAAGUGACGGAGAAGCAACCAAAGUCAAAGGAGAGGGUGGAUGCCGUUGUCCACUAUGACUUCCUCGGCUCACUGAUGAAACGUGUGAUACUUUUUCAUUAUAUUCUUGGAAGAGACUAACGCACCACAUCAGUAGUCCUUUCUUCUUGUCUGUUGUGUUAAAUGUAAACUCGUCUGUGCAAAGCAAAUCUAUUUUACUGACCUACCAAGACUCACAGCAUCAACAUCCAGUCAGCACAGGACUGCUUCUCUGCCAAUGUGUUAAAAUAUAUGUAAAAAAUGUCAAGUCAAGUGAUUUUGAUUUAUAUAACCCAUUACACAAAUCACAAAUUUGCUCCAGUAAACUUUAUGUAUAUGUCGUUGAAAGUAAAAAUGUUUCUCAGAGUCCUGGAGACAAUACGAUUUAAAGGUGUGCUGCUAGUAUUUCCUUGUCUCUGCUACACAUAAAGACAUUCUGGACGUUGCAGUGUGUAUAAUUACGGUGGUUUGGUAUUUCUGGACUCAACAGAUUGCUGUUUAAUUUUCACUUAUUGUUAAUUACUUUGAAUUGAUUUAAUGUGUGUGCCCUUAAAAGGUCAUUUGUUUUAUGCUGUUGAAUGAUGAAAUAAAAAUAUGUAUAAUCAUCC
Molecule: messenger RNA, 1267 nt
Organism: Anoplopoma fimbria (sablefish)
Lineage: Eukaryota; Metazoa; Chordata; Actinopteri; Perciformes; Anoplopomatidae
Product: GTPase IMAP family member 7-like
Exons: 2
Coding region: 33-761 (242 amino acids)
Molecular function (GO): GTP binding
Source: RefSeq, a predicted model, not a curated record